Molecule: messenger RNA, 2687 nt
Organism: Paramuricea clavata
Lineage: Eukaryota; Metazoa; Cnidaria; Anthozoa; Malacalcyonacea; Plexauridae
Source: the annotation of a GenBank genome assembly
AUGGAGAAUCUCGAGGAAUUACAACUAAAAGUGGAAGAGUUACUUUAUAAAAACGAUGUGGAUGUGUUAUUGCAAGCGGCCGAGAAGUUAAAGUAUGAAAAGAUCGAAGAAUUGAAAGAAAAGUCGAGGGGUCAGAUAAUAAAUUUAGUACGGAGAUGGCUUCAAGAAAUUGUCGAAGAAAUUGAAAGCCCGACGGCGAAAAAUCAACUUUUGAACGAUGUUUUUUUAACGCUUGGUGGCUCUCCUGAAUUAUCGCCAGUAAAUGAGAAAGAAGGAGAAUUGUCAAAGUUGCAACAGGAAUAUGAACAGUUAAAAAGCCAACAAGAGAAACAAUUGUUAGAAAUGCAAGCGAAGAUAGAUAAAUUGGAAAUUGGAGUUAAUGAUAAAUCUGCCAAAGUCAAAGUAAACAGUAGUGAAAACGCAUCAGUGAUUGAAGUGCCUUCAAGUACCCGGGCGUUGUUGAGAAGAGACUUUAAGAUAUCGGGGCAGAUUGGAGAACCAGGACAAGCAGAAAAACUGACAUAUAUCUCUCUCAAUCACCAGAUUGAAUCAGGGCUCAAACGAAAAUACACUGAGGAUGAAAUUGUCGAUGCAGUAAUCCGAGCUAUUUCACCACACACAAGCCUCCGUAGUUACAUUGAGACAAUGCCAGAACUUGGUCUUCCCCAACUACGAAAGAUCUUAAGGAUCCAUUAUUGCGAGAAGAUAGCUUCAGAAUUGUACCAGCAACUAACUACAAUGUGCCAGAAACCCAAAGAAAGUGUGCAACAGUUCUUGUUAAGAAUUAUGGAUGCAAGAAAUAAAGUUGUUUUUGCUAGUAAGGAAGCAGACACUGAUUUCAACUAUGGUAGCCAGUUAAUCCAGAAUACUUUUCUGAAAGCUUUAGAAACUGGAAUUAGUGAUGAGUAUCUGACAACUAGUUUACGACCAAUUCUACGAAAGGACGGUGUGUCUGAUGAGGAACUUAUGCGAAGCAUCAACGAACUUGCCUCCCAAAAGACCGAGAGAGAAAACAAGCUUGGUUUAACAGAGAGGCUGUCUGCGAAAAGUGCCAAGGUGAGUUCUGUUGAGGGGGCAAAGGGGAAAAAGGGGACAUCCCCAGAAGCCAGUGAAAAACAGGACCUCCUCGCAGAGAUCAAGGGAAUAAAGUCUGAAUUAAGUUCCCUUAAAGCAAAGGUUGAGGAACAGGUGUCUAAGAGUAAUGCACCGUUCCAGCCAAGAUAUCCACGGGGUUGCCCCAAAUGUAGGAGAGAAAACAAUGGAAAUACUUGCAGACAUUGUUUUAUUUGCUGUCAGGCUGGACAUUUAGCCAGUCACUGCCCACAAAGGAAGGCGGAAAACGAACAGGGGCCAUUUCCGAGGGACAGGAGAUGGCCAAGAACAUAGAACAAACGUCCCCUCAAUGUGCGUUUUGCAAAAAACUCCAUGUACAUGACACUAUCCUUUGUUGUAAACAAUGCAAAGCUGUUUAUUAUUGUGACCGGGAAUGUCAAAGGAAACAUUGGCAUGAUCACAAAGCAACAUGUGUUGCCUUGCAAAGCAUUAAUCACAAGGAUAUGAAAGACAAUGCAAACUUGGAAUUCUUUGCAACCCACCUGACUCCAAGUCAACAGAAUAAACUGGUACAGAUGAUUGGUAGAAAAUGCAUAGUAUUGGGGAAAUUAGACAAUAAAGAAGUUAAUGUGCUUUGGGACACAGGAGCCCAAGUGUCUUUGGUUUCAGAAAGGUUUUUGACACAAAGUCACACAAUAAAACAAAUAAGAAGUUUGUCGGAACUUGUCGAGACUGACCUAAAACUCACAGCAGCAAAUGGUAGUGUUAUACCAUAUAUUGGUUGGGUUGAAUUAGCAUUUACCUUGUCUUCAAAGAACACUCAGGUACGCGUGCCAUUUUUGGUUACAACUGAAACAAUUGAGCACCCAAUAAUAGGCUACAAUGUGAUUGAAGAAAUUGUGACAAAUGAACACAAUGAUUUAUUGUCAGAAAUUCAAUCUUCAUUUGUUGGACUUGACAAUGGUGCAGCACAAGCAUUAAUUAACUUUGUUCAAAGUGCUGACAGUGAUUAUUUAUGCAAUGUAAAAACAAGCAAAAGAGACGUUGUUAUACCAAGUGGUAAACAGGUAAACAUUCAGUGUCGAGUUAAUACAGGUCCAAUUUGUGGGACUACCCCAGUUUUAUUCGAACCAGAUGAAACAAUGCCUUGGCCCUCCUGCCUAGAAAUCAAUGAGACAUUGCUAACAGUAAAGAAAGGGAAGAUUAAUUUUAUCGAAGUGCAGGCGAAUAACCCAACAAAUCAUGAUAUUGUUAUUAAGCGACGGACAGUGUUAGGACGAUUACAACUGGUACGGUCUGUAACCGCAAUACCAGUAAAAUUGAGAGAGGAAACCGUUGAGAAUGGUUCUCAGGUAGACCAAACUUGUAAAGUUAGUGAAUGUUCUGUUGCUUUCACUAAUGAAACCCAGACCACGGUGGGCAUCCCUGACCACAUCAAGAACAUUGACUUAAAGGGGUUAACACCAGAACAAAGAUCAGUUGCGCUAAGGAUGUUAGCUCAAGAAGCUGACGCAUUUUCACAGAACGAUGAUGACAUUGGGUGUAUCCCAGAUCUGAAAGUAACAAUCAAAUUGAACGAUGAGACACCAGUACAAAAGAACUACACAGCAGUGCCAAGACCGCUUUAUCCUGAG